Messenger RNA from Centruroides sculpturatus (bark scorpion), 1479 nucleotides. RefSeq lists its product as uncharacterized. NCBI's taxonomy places the organism in Eukaryota, Metazoa, Arthropoda, Arachnida, Scorpiones, Buthidae. Bases 1 to 1479 code for a protein of 492 amino acids. The record is from RefSeq and is a predicted model, not a curated record. The transcript has a single exon.
AUGGACUAUAAAAACUAUAGCAUUAUAAUUGCCAAAAAAAUUGAUGCAACCUUCCGUGACAUCAUUGGCAGUACCCAAAGUGCUGGCAUCAGAGGUUGCACUAUUCAGAAUAACAUAAUGUUUAUUAAUGUAAUGAGUAACAUCUACAUCAAGAGGAAAUCUCCACUCUCUAUCUUCUCUAUUGACAUGGAAAAGGCCUUCGACACUGUUAACAGGCAGAUCCUCUGGAAACUUCUUGACCUCUAUGGUCUUAACAAUAGUGAAAUAAACAAAAUUAAACUUCUCUACCAAACUCCCAGGACUAAAAUCAAAAUAAAUAACCAUGAAUCCGACUUUACUGACUGUGCUGCAGGCGUAAGACAGGGUUGUCCCUGCUCGAUGGUGCUCUUUACUAUAUACAUAGAAACUCUACUUAAAAUGAUCAUGGAAGACAAACUUAUAACCCCAGUAUACAUCCCUGGCACAACCAAGAAAAUAAAAUAUAUAGCUCAUGCCGACGACAUAAAUUUUAGAGUCAUGGAUAAAAUUGCACUCAAUAAAAUCAUUGAAAAGAUAAACAUAUUCAGCAACUUAACUGACAUGAGAAUCAACCAGAACAAAAGCAAAAUAAUCAAUAUCUAUGGUAACAUAUCCUGUGAUACAAUGAAAUCAAAUACCAUCAGCAACAUCAAAAUCCUUGGUGUCUGGUAUGGUGCAAACUGCAAUCAAUAUAACCUUAACAAUAUGAUCCAAAAAAUUAAAAAUGCACUUUGCAUCUGGGACAACACUUGGUUAUACCUGCCUGAACGUGUAAUAGUAGCCAACAAAAUCUUAAUUGCCAAAAUAAUGUACACCCUGUAUAUCACAGAUCUCAAUAAAAGUCAAGUCAACUCAUUGGAAAAAAUCAUAUUUAAAUAUAUAUGGCAAAAAGACUUCGAACCCAUCAGCAGAAACAUCAUGAAAAAUGACAUAUACGAAGGUGGCUGGAGAAUAUGGGACAUAAAAAACCUCGAACAGGCUCUUCAAGUAGCAUACAUAAUUAACUCUAUCAAAAUGCAAGAUCAUCCGCUAUAUGACAUCACUCGCUAUAUUCUAGGGCCCAUCGUUAAAUGCAUCACCGCAGAGUCUGGUAACAAUCCCUUCCUUCUGGACAAUUCCAUAAAAUUCAAAAAAUGGAGAGAAAUCGUCACCACUCUUGUCAACAAGGAUCAAAUAAGGGACACCAACAAACCCAGCACCAUCUACAAAAACAUCUUCAACCAGACCAACAACAGCAACCUUACUGAUACUUCCAUUAACUGGAAAGAAACUUGGACCAAUAUAAACAGACUACCAGCUGAAUGGAGAGAACUCGCAUGGAGAAUCAUUAAUAACAUUGUAAUGACAAGGGAAUACCUGUACAAAUACCACCGAGUAAGUACAGCUAGAUGCCCUCGCUGCAGCCGCAACGAAAGUAUCUUUCACGUGUUCUUUGAAUGCACCAUAGCUACCGAAACUUGA